This is a messenger RNA of Capsella rubella, 1959 nucleotides long. RefSeq lists its product as uncharacterized. NCBI's taxonomy places the organism in Eukaryota, Viridiplantae, Streptophyta, Magnoliopsida, Brassicales, Brassicaceae. The record is from RefSeq and is a predicted model, not a curated record. Bases 695 to 1954 code for a protein of 419 amino acids. The transcript is spliced from 5 exons.
CAAUUCCGUACAAACGAAAGGGGAUCAAAGAAAAAAAAAACCUAAGUCGCUAUACCACCGUGAACUCGUCGCCGGCCACAAUCUCUACCUUCGUCGGCGUCAAUUUCUUGCUAAUAGCUGGGUCUUUCGACCUAGAUCUCGUUUCACGGUAUCUUUCAAGCUAGUUCUUCUUCCGCCUUAGACUCGUUCAACAUUGUUCUUCGUCAAUUUCAGGAGGACGAGCCACAGUAAAGGUUUCAAGCAGUAGAGAUAGUCAUCAAGAGAUCAACUACUGUAAAGCUUUUUGUUUAAGGUACAACAUUGGAGUAUUCAAGAUCUUUUGGUUGAAAGGGUCGUCGUGAGAUCACAAUAAUCAGGCUAAUAAACAUACUACAAGUAAGUUCUCUCUAUCUAAUUUUAGUAUAUAUGUUUUAAGCUCUUUGUUUGUGAUUGUUUUGAUUGUUUUCUGGAUACAUAUAUGUGAAAAAUUCUUUAGCUAGUUUAGUCCUUUUAAAUUUUUAUACGAUUGCUUAUUGUUUUGUUGAUAUAUAUUAAAUAUUUCUUGUUUGAUUUUACUUAAGAGUUUAGUUUGAUACGUUAACUUUAAUUGUCUAGUUUUGUCAGAUUGAGUUUAGAUUUAUGCUAUUGCUUUCAUUGUUUGUGGAUACAUAUUAAAUGUUCUCUGUUUGUUGUUACUUCUGAGUUAGAACAAGUAAUGUUGGACAAGGCAUGGGUGCAUAUUUGCAGAGCUGAUCCGGCGUAUGAGAGAGGUGCUUGGAAUUUUACACGGGCAGUGGCUGCAACAUUAGGGGACAAUAACAUGAUAAUAUGUCCAUGCAUUGAUUGUCGGAAUGUAGAACGUCAACUGGGCAGUGAUGUAGUUGAUCAUCUUGUAAGAAGAGGAAUGGACGAGUCUUACAAGAUGCGUAAGGAUUGGUAUCAUCAUGAAGUUGUGAGUUCAGGGGCUGAGGAUGAAAUCCAAGCAACUAUGUGGAAUGAUGAGAUUGUUGGAUUAUAUAAAGCGGCUGAGUUUUUAGAUGAGCAGUUGGUUACACAAGCUGGUAUUUGUGAGAUUGUUGAGGGUGAGGACAGGUAUGAAGAUGAGUUCCUCGAAAAGCUAGCAGAUGCAGAAACACCGUUGUACCCAAAUUGUGUGAACCACAGCAAGCUAUCUGCUAUCGUUUCAUUGUUCCGGAUUAAGACACAAGGUGGUUGGUCUGAUAAAAGCUUUAAUAUGCUGCUGGAGACAUUGCCGGAGAUGUUACCGGAGGACAAUGUACUUCACACAUCAUUGUACGAUGUGAAGAAGUUUCUGAAGUCUUUUGAUAUGGGUUAUCAAAAGAUUCAUGCUUGUCCUAACGAUUGCUGCCUAUUCCGAAAUAAGUACAAGAAGCUUAACAACUGUCCAAAAUGUAAGGCUUCAAGAUGGAAGAUGAAGCACACUGGUGAAGUUAAGAAUGGGGUUCCACAGAAAGUGUUAAGGUACUUCCCGAUAAUUCCACGUUUGAAGAGGAUGUUCAGGUCUGAAGAAAUGGCCAAGGACUUAAGGUGGCAUUUUACCAAUAAGAGCACUGAUGGGAAAAGUCGUCACCCUGUAGAUUCUGUAACGUGGGAUCAGAUAAAUGCCAAUUACCCAUCUUUUGCAGCUGAACCAAGGAACAUACGGCUUGGUCUUUCCACAGACGGAUUUAAUCCUUUCAACAUGAAAAACACCAAGUACAGUUGUUGGCCUGUGAUGUUAGUUAACUACAAUAUGCAUCCACAUCUAUGCAUGAAGAAAGACAAUAUCAUGCUUACCUUGCUGAUUCCUGGUCCGCAUCAACCUGGUAACAGUAUAGAUGUAUACUUGGAGCCUCUGAUAGAAGAUUUAAUUCAUCUGUGGAACCAUGGAGAGACAACAUAUGACGCCUUUAGUAAAACCACUUUUACUCUCAAGGCAAUGCUCAUUUGGACUGUAAGUGAUUUCCCUGCGUAGGGUAA